AUAAGAUAAGAAGGAGAGGAGGGACUGAAAAGCAAGAGAUAGGAAAGGGGGGUUGGAAAAGGUACAUAUAGGGGGAACAACAGGAAGUGGCUUUAGUACUAACCUUUUUUGUUUCAGGAGCUGCUUGUAGCUGAUGCAGAAGAAGUUGCUGAAGAUGACGGCCAGAAGCAGGAGAAUUCCCAAACGGUUCCUUACAGAUGAUGAGACCCUCUGGAAGACGAGAGCAAUCCGGGCUCAGAAGAGAUUGAAGCUCCUGGAAAAAAGGCAGGGAGAGAAACAGAAGAAGCAGGAGACGGUCUUGGAGCAGAAGGCAGCGGUAACCCCCCCUGAGAGAGAGCGGAUGCAAGAGGGUAACAAGAGAGACAAAGUGGGUAAAGUGAACAAUGGAGCAGGUGACAAAGAGGUCGAAGGGAGCACGACAGCGCCGCAGGGAAUGGCGGCAGCAGACAAGGAAGGACAAGACGGGCAUCGUGUGAGCCAUAAGAAACACGGUAAGCAAAUGUAUUAUAGUGACAGUAGUGAAUCUUCGUCAGAUAGUUCCACGGAUGAUGACUUUGAGGAUGAUAAGCGUAAUGGGAGGGGGCAUAGAAAAAUCUUGAAAAUUGUAAGAAAGUUAUAUGCUAAGCAAGAGAAAAAUAAGGUGGUGAAGGAAGGGUAUGAGGACGGGGACAGCAGUGAUAAUGUGGUGAAUUUAGACGAUGAAGUAGCAGCGACCAAGCUCUUACCCCUUCCCACACAUUUAAAAGCGAAGGUUGUUAGGAAAGCGCAGAGAGGACGGUAUGUGGAUGUGUUUGAACUGACUAGGGAAGCUUUGGCGGUCAAAUCUAAUGAGGGAAGGGGGAGAAAGGCAAAGCAGACAUUUCCAGAAUGGGUGAAAGGGAUGGUCAUAUAUGCAGAAUGUUUUCUAACGGCCAAUCCAGAUAAGAUGAAAGGGGUGCUGAGAUACAUACAUUUAAUAGCGGAAUGCUACACCACAUACGGGGGUUUCGCAUGGAAGGAUUAUGAUAGGGAAUUUAGGAAAGGAAAUAUACAAUUGGGAGGUAAAGGUAGGAAGGAUUUUGGGGUAAAAAUACUGGAUACGUGGACGAGGUUGAUGAAGGUCCCCGAGGGACAAGGCAGGCCCAUAGGGCAAGGGAAAACAUUCAGAACAGAGGCAAAAGAAUGCUGGGCGUUUAAUGACAAGAGAUGUGACAGGGGGAAUUCAUGUAAAUAUAAGCACGCAUGUAGGCAUUGUGGGGGAGCGCACCCAGGAGUGGAUUGUAGGAAGGGUAAUGCCAAUAACAAUAACAAAUUUUCCUUUCGAGGGCACGGGGGCAGCGGUAGCGGGGGAGGAAUGGCAGGUAAUGACCAAAACGCCGCUGAGGGUAGAUAG
Messenger RNA from Bombina bombina (fire-bellied toad), 1372 nucleotides. RefSeq lists its product as uncharacterized. Lineage: Eukaryota; Metazoa; Chordata; Amphibia; Anura; Bombinatoridae. The coding region runs from base 134 to 1372 and encodes 412 amino acids. Gene Ontology annotation, molecular function: metal ion binding. The record is from RefSeq and is a predicted model, not a curated record. The transcript has 2 exons.